Messenger RNA from Cimex lectularius (bed bug), 1412 nucleotides. RefSeq lists its product as uncharacterized. The transcript has 3 exons. The coding region runs from base 1057 to 1395 and encodes 112 amino acids. NCBI's taxonomy places the organism in Eukaryota, Metazoa, Arthropoda, Insecta, Hemiptera, Cimicidae. The record is from RefSeq and is a predicted model, not a curated record.
AGUGACUAUUACAAAAUUAUAAUUUUUAUUAUACACGAAUACUACGUAACAAGGUAUAGUCUUGAAAAAAAAAAACAAAUUCAACAAACUUCCAAUCUUUCGACCUAUUUAAGCCACCAAAAAUCCCUGUCUCUAAACCAGCAUAUCGUUAUUUUUUCUUUCUUCCGUUAGUGUAAAAAUGUUACAAACAACAAUAACUAAAAUAUAAUCACACCUGCUUUUAUGAUUAAAAUUUCGUAGAUGAGUUACAGUGCUGAGGCUGUCCAUAAAAUUCCUAUUUUUGAACAAGUUAGAUUUGCAGCAUAUUCUUACGCUUUUUGGAUAGCAAUAACUGGGACCGAAAAUGAGCAGCAUAAAGUUGGACUUCCUAUAUUGCUCGUGGUAUAUACUUGAAAGUCGUACCUCCAAGUUUAGAUCCAUCCGUAAAAAUUAGAUGAUAAUUUGGAAAAUUUUCAUGAAUGUCAGCUUUGAAGGGAGGCUUCGGCUUUCUGGGUGGAUAUUCUGUGUCAUCUCAUGAGUCGUGACUCUGUAUCACGUUUAUUAUUGUUCUGUGCCCUAGGUCGAAUGUUUGGGCCUUUUGGGCUAAAAGAUUUAUUUUUGUGAACAACGGACUGUCUUUAGCAUUCUGAUUAAACGGUAUUUUGCCAGUUUCACAAUCCUAAUGCUAGGAUAGGAGUGCGACGGAGAAUUCCCAAGAUGCGCCUCAGACAUUUAUUCUGGAAAAUAAAGAUCCGACAUAGUACAUAAUCGGGAGCACGAGCACAGAAAACAGAGCCAUCGUGAAUUGUCGCUCGAUUUGUCGAUCUGUAAAAAAACUUUCGGAUCUGCGCCUAAUUUACCUCCAACAAGGCUCUUUAGAGCUUUGGUUAAAACUAUUCGCAUCUUGUGUGUCUGUGUGCUUGUGCAAGCAUGUGAUGUGUCUGUUCCACGCGAGCUUUCUAGUGAGUUACAGGGCUAGAAAUUUGACUUUCUAUGUGCGGGGCAAAUGUGGCACCACAGUACAGUUAGUCGGUGUGUUGGUGUUUUCUCUGCUUCGUUGGGCAAUCUGCACAUGCUAUGUUGUACCAAUCUUCUUCAAAAUGUGAAUUUAUGCCCAUUUAUUCUGCAGUGUCCUUGUUUUCAACUGUCAUGCCAUAUCCUCAAGACACAGAUGAUAAUAUGAAAAGGCAAUUGGAAAGAGCAGGCAGUGGUAAAGAGAAUGACAACGGUGUUUUAUCCAUGCUGGGCCCUCUUGGAAACAUGCAGUCUGCACUAGGACCAUUCACGAACAACAUCAAAGGAGGACAAAUGGUCAUAGGUGGAUUCUCAUUUCUCAUCUUCCCAAGUCCGAAGUUGGAUCAGUUACAGAACUUGCAAUCACAAAUACCAACUCAACUUCCAUUCCUUCCAGGUUAAACCUUUAAAAAAAUAAC